GGGUCACAUCAGGUAACGGUCUCCGGGGAGAAGUGAGAGGGGGAAGGAAGAGACCCGUUGCGGCGCUGGGAAUCCUCCCAAGCGAAAGGAGGCGCUGCUGGAACCUCUCGGAACGAGACCCGGGUCUUCCGCCGAGUCCGCUACGCUCGCCUCUUUGUCCACGGUGGGGAAAAGUGUCGCGCAGGUUCCGCCUGAGCUCGUCAUUCAGCCGCCCCGGGCCGGGCUCCGUCCCUCACACGCGCGCCGCCGCAGCCGCUCCUCUUCCCUCCCUUCCGUUCGGCCGUUGGUCUUUCUGUGGGGGCGCGCGCACGCGCAAGGGCGCGGGCCCAGGCCUCGCCCUCCCUCGCGCCCCGAGCGGGACGGUCCCGGCGCUUCCUCUUCGCCUGAGGCUCCUCCGCGCCUCCCUCCUGCCCAGUCGGCGAGAGCGGGCCGGGGCCCGGCUCCCCAGCGGCGGGGGCCAUGGCGGCGAGCGCCAAGCGGAAGCAGGAGGAGAAGCACCUGAAGCUGCUGAGGGAGAUGAGCAGCCUCCCGCCCAACCGCAAGUGCUUCGACUGUGACCAGCGCGGCCCCACCUACACCGACAUGACGGUGGGCAGCUUCGUGUGUACCUCCUGCUCCGGCAUCCUGCGAGGUUUAAAUCCACCUCACAGGGUGAAGUCCAUUUCUAUGACCACUUUCACACAGCAUGAAAUAGAAUUUCUGCAGAAGCAUGGGAAUGAAGUAUGUAAACAGAUCUGGCUAGGAUUAUUUGACGAUAGAUCAUCAGCAAUUCCGGACUUCAGGGACCCACAAAAGGUCAAGGAAUUUUUACAAGAAAAAUAUGAAAAGAAAAGAUGGUAUGUUCCACCAGAACAAGCAAAAGUUGUGGCAUCAGUCCAUGCGUCUAUAUCUGGGUCCUCUGCUAGUAGUACAAGCAGUACACCUGAAGUCAAGCCACUUAAAUCUCUCCUGGGAGAAUCUGCACCAGCAUUGCACAUAAAUAAGGGCACACCUACUCAAUCUCCUGUUGUAGUUCGGUCUCAAGGACAGUCACAAGAAAAGAAACAGUUUGAUCUUCUCAGUGACCUUGGUUCAGAUAUAUUUGCUGCUCCUGCUCCUCAGUCAACAGCUACAGCAAAUUUUGCUAAUUUUGCACACUUCAACAGUCAUACAGCACAGAACUCUGCAAAUGCAGGGUUUGCAAACUUUGAUGCAUUUGGACAGUCUAGUGGUUCGAGUAAUUUUGGUGGUUUCCCCACAGCAAGUCAGUCUGCUUUUCAACACCAAAAUACAGGUGGCAGUGCUGGAUCAGUGAAUGCUAAUUUUGCACACUUUGAUAACUUCCCCAAAUCCUCCAGUGCUGAUUUUGGAGCCUUCAGUACUUCUCAGAGCAGCACAACUUCAGCCAGUAAAGCUCUAGUGAAUAAAUCGAAUCUCCACUCAGCAGAUAAAUACGCAGCUCUUGCUAAUUUAGAUAAUAUCUUCAGCACAGGGCAAGGUGGUAGCGAGCAAGGAAGUGGAUUUGGUGCUGUCAAUACAGCACCAGCAGGUCCUGCUGUGUCAGCCCCAAGUCAGCCAAGUGCAUCUUCAGACAAGUAUGCAGCUCUAGCAGAAUUAGACAGUGUGUUCAGCUCCACAGCAACCUCUAGUAAUGCAUAUACUUCCACCAGUAAUGUUAGCAGCAAUGCUUUUGGAACAGUAUCAGUGGGUUCUAAUACACAGACACAGCCUACGUCCUCAAGUGUGCCUGCUCCAUUUGGAGCCACACCUUCUACAAAUCCAUUUGUGGCUGCCUCUGUAGCACCUUCAACGAACCCAUUCCAAACCAGUAACAGAACAGCAACAGGCCUCUCAGGAGCAAUGCAUUCUCACAUAUUUCCUCAGGCUCACUUUGCAACAACAUUUGGCACCGCAUCCAUGAGCAUGCCUGCAGGAUUUGGAACACCUGCCUCAUUCAGUCUUCCAACUAGCUUUAGUGGUAACUUCCAACAACCUGCAUUCCCAGCCCAGGCAGCCUUUCCUCAGGCUGCUUUCACACAGCAACCUAAUGGUGGAGGAUUUGCUGUAUUCGGACAGGCGAAACCAGUAGCAACCCCAUUUGGGCAAGUCACAGCUGUUGGAGUAUCUAGUAAUCCUUUUAUGGCAGGUGCACCAGCAGGACAAUUUCCAACAGGAAGCUCAUCGACCAAUCCUUUCUUAUAGCCUUAUAGACACUUUACCUAAAAGAACUCUUAUGUGAACACAUAACAUCUCUGCGCCUCUUGCACUGUUGUCUUGUUUCACUGAUUUAGCUUUAAACACAAGAGAAAUCUUUAAAAGUAAAAAGCCUGCAUUGUGUGUUACAACCAAGAAACACCAGGUAAUGUGCAAAACAGAGGGCUGUGAUAACAUCCGUUAUCUGUAUGUUGGCAGGAGAAUGUUAAUGGUAUCAUGUAUAUUAAAAUUGGCUAAUAAGUUAUUGCAGAUACCACGUUCAUUAUGCUGCAGUACUGUACAUAUUUUUCUUAGGAAUUAGUUAUUUGUGCAUAUCAGUAUUUGUAACUUUUAACACAUUGUUAUGUGAAAAAUGUUACUGGGGAAAAGAUCAGCCACUUUACGGUGCUGUGGUAUCUCUUGGAAUGAAUUACCUACAUCAUUUUAACCAUUGCUAUUGGGAGUUAUGAGUUCAAAAUUGGAGGUUUUAUUCAUUUCUCAAAGUGUUUUUCCUUUCCUAAAGAGCUCUUCUAUUUAUACAUGCCUAAAUUCUCUAUAAUGUAGAGGGAUACCUGUCUGCAUAACAAUAAAUCUGAUCAUGUUUUGCUACAGUUUGCAGGUGGAAAAAAAUAAAUAUUAGAAAAGUA
Molecule: messenger RNA, 2819 nt
Organism: Gekko japonicus
Lineage: Eukaryota; Metazoa; Chordata; Lepidosauria; Squamata; Gekkonidae
Gene: AGFG1
Product: ArfGAP with FG repeats 1
Exons: 14
Coding region: 460-2181 (573 amino acids)
Cellular component (GO): cytoplasmic vesicle
Molecular function (GO): GTPase activator activity
Source: RefSeq, a predicted model, not a curated record